AUGGUGAGGUUUUUAGCUUCCUGUUGUACUUGUUUGCCUCUUUCAUUCUCUUUAAGAAUGGCUCAUAAAAUCAAAGACAUCAAUCGGAGACUAGGCGAACUUGCCACUGAGUGGAACAGCUUUGAUCUAAGACAGUGUAGCGACAACCGACAUGUUUUUCGCAGAGAAACUCUCUCUUCCGUGGAUUCUUCUGAUGUUAUUGGUAGAGAUGAGGAUAAAGAGAAAAUUAUUAUUAUGUUAAGGAAACCAAGUAAGGAUCGAAAUGUCCCUGUCAUUCCCAUUGCUGGACUUGGGGGUUUAGGGAAAACCACGCUUGCGCAACUCGUAUACAAUGAUGAUCGAGUUAUUACCCUUUUUCCUUUGAAGAUAUGGAUCUGUGUUUCUGAGGAAUUUGAUCUUUCUAGAUUGCUCAAGCUGAUUAUUCAGUCUGUAAAAUGUGAUGAUUUACCACUUAAUGCCUUGCAAGAUCGUUUGAGAAGCCUUUUGAAUGAUAAGAAGUUCUUGCUCGUCCUGGAUGAUGUGUGGAAUGAAAAUCAAGCAAAGUGGGUUCAGUUAAGAAAUUUGUUGAGAUCAAAAGAUGGCUUGUCUCAAAACAAAAUUAUUGUCACCACUCGGAGUUUGAAAGUUGCUUCAAUAAUGAGCUCGAUUCCCCCUUAUGAACCGAAGGGUCUUUCUCUUGAAAACUGUUUGACAUUGUUUACAAAAUGGGCUUUUAAUGAUGGUGAAGAGAGACAUUAUCCAAAUCUCAUUAAAAUCGGGAAGGAGAUUGUGAAAAAAAGCAAAGGGAUUCCUUUAGCAGUAAUAACAUUGGGAAGUUUGCUAUUUAAGAAAACUAAUGAAUCUGAUUGGAUCUCUAUAAAAGAGAGUGAAAUAUGGAGACUUGAGCAAAAGGAAAAUGAUAUUUUACCAGAGUUGAAGUUGAGUUACAAUCAUUUGCCAUCUUCUUUGCAACGAUGCUUAGCUUUUUUGUCCUUGUACAAAAAGGUUGCUAUCUAUAAUAGUAAUGAAGUCAUCCGUCUUUGGAUGGCAAAUGGGCUCCUAGAGCAUCCAAAGCGAAAACAAGAGUGGGAGGAUGUUGGUGAACAAUAUCUGGAAGAAUUACUGUCAAGGUGCCUCAUCCAAAAAGUGACGAGUAGUCCCUUGUAUUUUGCCUUAAAAUUGCAUGUGAGGGAUCGUGGCUUGUAUUUUACCUUCAAAAUGCAUGAUCUAGUACAUGAUCUUGCUUCAGAUGUGUUCCAAAAAGAAUGUGAAAUAGUGAAUUCUCAAACAAAAAUGGUUGACGAAAAAGUUCGGCAUUUAUCAUUUUAUGAUGAAAAGCUGCUCGAAGUUCCGUGGGUUUCGAAGAACUUGAAAAAAGUUCGAACAGUAAUCAUCCAUGAUGUUUCAAAGGAAUCAAAGACUAUUCACAAAUCUCUUAUCAAUCCUUGUGUCUCCAAUUUCAAGUAUCUACGAGCACUUAAAUUACGCUAUUUACCAUUGACGACUUUACCAAAUUCCAUUGGUGCCUUGAAGCACUUAAAAGACCUUGACUUGAGCCAAUGUCAAGGUUUACAGGAACUUCCGAGGUCUUUCUAUAAGCUUCGCAGCUUGCAAUCGUUAAACUUGGAAGAAGAUACUGAUUUGAAGCAGUUGCCUGACAGCGUGCAAAGGUUGAUUGAGAUUAGACAUCUAGAAAUAACCAUUAAAGCUAAGCAUUUGAAAGAAAUACGAGCAGGAUGUUGGACUUCUCUUCAAUACUUGAAGCUGCAUAGCUGUUCCAAAUUAGAAUGUUUACCUGAAGGAAUGCAGUAUCUCAAGUCACUUCGAACACUUGUUCUGUUUGAUUGUGCUAAACUUGUCCCAUUACCACGGAGCCUGAAAUACCUAUCCAAGUUAGAAAACCUUAAAAUAAAUAGUUUCCGGAGAAUCAACUUAGAAAUGGAACCAGAAGAGGAAAAAGAUGACCUUCAGUUGAGCCUUAAAACUUUCUCACUCUUCCAGGAACUUCGGGUUGAUACUUGCAGGAAUUUGUCAGCUCUACCAGAAGGAAUAGGCCGCCUCACCAACCUUAGACAACUUACAAUGGUGGGAUGUCCACAGUUGAGCAAAAGAUACAGACAAAAUGAGGGUGAAGAUUGGCACAAAAUUGCUUACAUCCAAAAGGUUCAUAUUUAUCAUGAUCCUGCUGAUGAGGAGGCAAGUACAGAUGCUGAAUAUGCUGAUGAAGAUUGAGAUGUGAAGAUGGAUGAAUCAAUCAAGCUUGAGGCAGGCCAUGGAAGACUUUCUACUUUAUUUGCAUUUAGAUUUCAAGUUGUGAGUUGUAAUUCUAAUAAGUGAGCUUUUGCUUCAGAGAUUUCAAACUUUUGCUUUAUAACUUUUUAUUUGUAAUAUUUAUUUGAUAUGUAUUCUCAUGGUUUGUUUGUGUUUAUUAUCACUUGUCUUUCAUUUAUUUUUCAAUCUGUUACCUUAUUUUA
Gossypium arboreum is the source of this 2453-nucleotide messenger RNA. Its product is annotated as putative disease resistance protein RGA3. The coding region runs from base 1 to 2211 and encodes 736 amino acids. Gene Ontology annotation, molecular function: ADP binding. Gene Ontology annotation, biological process: defense response to other organism. Lineage: Eukaryota; Viridiplantae; Streptophyta; Magnoliopsida; Malvales; Malvaceae. The transcript is spliced from 3 exons. The record is from RefSeq and is a predicted model, not a curated record.